This is a messenger RNA of Theobroma cacao (cacao), 1632 nucleotides long. The record is from RefSeq and is a predicted model, not a curated record. Lineage: Eukaryota; Viridiplantae; Streptophyta; Magnoliopsida; Malvales; Malvaceae.
UUCCCUCUCUCUCUGUGUCUCUUCAUAAAACAUUGAAACCGAAGGAUAUAUUAAGCAUCAGUGCAGGAAAAGUGAAAGAAGCGGCAGCCAUGGCAACCUUUAGCUGCUCCCCAACACUUCUGCUUUUUCCAGCUUUCAUUCCUCUUAUUCUUCUCUGCUUAUCCCCCAUGUACCAGAAAAAUCUCUUUAUCUUUUUCCCUUCAUUUUCCAUUACAUUCACCUAUCAAAAUUCCAACCACAGCACCAAGCAACUUCUUGCAGAACUUUCAUUUAUCAUAUCUCCCUCACCUUCUCCUUCUACACCAAGUUACAACGCUGUUAGCUGUAUCAGGAAGAAGGGUAGGUCGGAGAGGGUUGAAGCAGACUUGGCUAGCGCACGAGCGGCAAUACGUGAAGCGAUCCGCACAAGGAAUUAUACAUCAUAUAAGGAGGAAAAAUUCAUCCCCAGAGGUUGCAUGUACAGAAACGAAUACGCUUUUCAUCAGAGUCACAUAGAAAUGGUGGAGAGAUUCAAGAUAUGGACCUACAAGGAAGGAGAGAGACCCCUGGUCCACAGUGGGCCCAUGAAACAUAUCUAUGCGAUUGAGGGCCAGUUCAUUGAAGAAAUAGAGGGUGGGAAAAGCCCAUUCAAGGCACAGCAUCCUGAUGAGGCCCAUGUAUUCUUCCUACCAGUUAGCGUAGCAUACAUUGUUAACUACAUCUACUUGCCUAUCACCACUUACUCUCGUGAUCGUUUGGUGAGGAUCUUUACUGAUUACAUCAAAGUUGUGGCCAAGAAGUACCCAUAUUGGAGCAGAACCAAAGGAGCUGAUCACUUUAUGGUCUCUUGCCAUGAUUGGGCACCAGAAGUCGCGGGGCAGGACCCUGAACUUUACAAGAAUUUGAUAAGAGUGCUAUGCAAUGCUAACAGCUCCGAAGGAUUUCAUCCCAAGAGAGACGUUGCAUUGCCAGAAUUAAACUUGCCUCCACGAGGAUUUAGCCCACGUAGGUUCGCCCAACCUCCUGAUAAGCGCACCAUUCUCGCCUUCUUUGCGGGUGGUGCCCAUGGAAACAUUCGUAAAAUCUUGCUCCAUCAUUGGAAGGACAAAGAUAACGAAGUUCAAGUCCAUGAGUACCUUUCUAAAGGCCAAGAUUACAGUAAAUUAAUGGGACGAAGCAAGUUUUGCUUGUGCCCAAGUGGGUUUGAAGUGGCUAGUCCUAGAGUGGUUGAGUCAUUUUAUGCAGGGUGUGUUCCUGUGAUCAUUUCUGACAACUAUGUACUGCCAUUCAGUGAUGUUCUUGACUGGAGCAAGUUCUCAGUCCAGAUUCCGGUGGAGAAGAUACCGGGAAUUAAGACGAUCCUGCAAAGUAUUCCGGGAAACAAAUAUCUGGAAAUGCAGAGGAGGGUGUUGAAAUUGAGGAGGCAUUUUGAGCUUAACAGACCAGCUAAGCCUUUUGAUAUCAUUCAUAUGGUGCUUCACUCAAUAUGGCUUAGAAGGCUUAAUCUUAGGCUACAAGAUUGAUUUCUGACAUUUCUAUAACACACACAACCUUUCAGUCUUUAUCUUUUACUUUGUUCAAGUUAGAGAUCAAAUUUUGUGCUCCAAUCAAGAUAUAUAAACAAUACAAUUCAAGGAACACCUUUAUUUUCUA